AUGCAUGACCAGGCCGUGCCAGUCGAUGACUCACGGCCUGUCUGGACUCAAAUUGACUGUCUACAGAGUCACUUGGACAUGGACUGCGAUGUGACCCGCGGCCCUAUCUUCACCGACCGCAGAAUGGACGACGGCUUCCCCUCCAUUGAUGAGUGGGAUGAGAACGACAUGUGGGAGACGUCGACCACACUCGACGAAGCCGAGUUCCUCCUCGACCAACCCGUGCGGAAGGUCGCGAAGAAUGGGUGGAAGGGGACCCACCAGUGCGCAAGCUCUGGGAGCACCCAGGGCCCUGCGACCAUCGGGACCCUGCCCGAGGGAUACGACCUCAACGCGGCUGAGCGUGUCCGCGCUUGGAAAAGGGUCCGGGUAAUGCUCGGUCGGCACAAGGGGAAGAAGACGGGGUCAAGGCCCGUCCCCCGUGGAUUAUAG
Fomitopsis serialis is the source of this 432-nucleotide messenger RNA. RefSeq lists its product as uncharacterized. Lineage: Eukaryota; Fungi; Basidiomycota; Agaricomycetes; Polyporales; Fomitopsidaceae. The transcript has 2 exons. The record is from RefSeq and is a predicted model, not a curated record. The coding region runs from base 1 to 432 and encodes 143 amino acids.